CAGAGACUCACGUUAUUGUUACUGUUCUGAAACGCUAAAUUACACUCAGGUUGGAUUUCUUAUUUAAUAUUCUACGUCUAGUGCAGUCUUUUGCAUUCGUAGUGCAAAUUUAACAUUACUACUGCAAAGCUUUGAGCAAGUUCAAAAGAUUACUGCCACCAUGGAUCGUGUAGUUGACGAUAACGUAUUACAUACUAACCACGACAUAAUUCAGCAGUCACACGUUGCAAGAAACAUUCAGGAAGGAAGACCAUUUUGUGAAUGGUGUGGAAGAUAUGUUACGAUACAGGAAAAUACUGAAAAGACCAAGCCUUCCAAAUACAAAGAGCCUUCAUUCUUUAUCGUACAAACCUUAGAAAGGGCUGUGACAACAAUCCAUUAUGUCUCUACAGCUUUGUGCCCUGUUACUGGUUAUCAACGGACCACAAGUUUUUGCUAUACCCACCAUGUACUACAUCAGAAGGCAAUUUGAAUCCUGCGUGUUGGGGGGGGGGAACAUUUAAAAGAUUUCACCACCCAUUCAAUACUUGGCUGGAAUACGAUGUUCAUAAUAUUAUGAAUCCAGAGAACAAGCCUGUGAGUUUUACGACAGCAAAGCAUGUUGUCAAAGAGGCAGCUGCUGGUCGUCCUUUAGCCGAGGCUUUCAUUUCCGAUUGUGAAAGAACUUGGGGGAAAGGAAAACGUGUCUCACAAAAAAGGAAGAGGUACGGUGAUGACAGUGAAGACACCAGUCCGCCUACAGUUGUUACGGCAACCAGAACAAGUUCCGUCAUCAACAUUAUUCAAAGUAGCAAGAGUGGCGAACCAAAGGGCCACAGCAGCGCAAACAGUAUAGAAUUUCAAUAUUUGUCGGAUGAUGACGUGCCUCCAUUUUCACAAACAACGGCAAAGUCCUGA
Messenger RNA from Daphnia carinata, 897 nucleotides. RefSeq lists its product as uncharacterized. NCBI's taxonomy places the organism in Eukaryota, Metazoa, Arthropoda, Branchiopoda, Diplostraca, Daphniidae. The coding region runs from base 556 to 897 and encodes 113 amino acids. The record is from RefSeq and is a predicted model, not a curated record. The transcript has 5 exons.